Olea europaea var. sylvestris is the source of this 4016-nucleotide messenger RNA. RefSeq lists its product as uncharacterized. The record is from RefSeq and is a predicted model, not a curated record. Gene Ontology annotation, molecular function: catalytic activity. Bases 495 to 1541 code for a protein of 348 amino acids. NCBI's taxonomy places the organism in Eukaryota, Viridiplantae, Streptophyta, Magnoliopsida, Lamiales, Oleaceae. The transcript has 2 exons.
UACACUGUGGACGGAUAUGUUUUAUCAUUUAAUUUUUCUGAUGCAUCAAAUUGAAUUGUCUUUCGACAGAUACUUAAGCUCUCAGACCUGAAUAUCUCCCUUGUAUAUAUAAUAUAAAGCAUCAAAGGUGUGUUAUAAUAGGACUUAUUAUUGAGGUUUAAAAGGCUACAUUCGUGUUUGAUUGCAAAAUGGUUAUUUUUGGGUUGAACUUUUUCAAUGAUUAUGAGCUCCUUUCACAGUAUGAAUUAGAAAAUGAUAUUUCCGUCCACUUGAAUGUAAUUGAAGUUCAUUGGAUCUUUUUGGCUGUGUAUGUUCUGUUUAUCAUAAGAAUAAAGUGGUCAUCCAACCAGGUAAACCUAGAAUUAAUUGGCAAAUUGAUGUCUACAAUGGAAGAAAAAGUUGUCAAAUGUUCAAGUAGUGUAGAAAUUGUCGGCCCUAAACACAUCUAUCUUUAGUUGAUAAGUCGACAUGAAAUGUCUGUGUAAUUUUAAUGCAUGAGUAAUAAACAUCUUGUUGGGGAUUUUAAUGCAGCCAUGGAUCUUAAAAUCAGCAAUCUUGUUGUCUUCUUGUUUAUUGCCAUGUUAACUCGUGGUCUCUAUAUGCUCUCCAUAUACUUCUCUAUAUCGAUUUCUUUCAAAAAUUGUGAGGAUGGAUUUCAGUGGAUGUUCGCAGGAGUUUAUGGGCCUAAUUUUGAUGACAGUAGAGUGGGCUUGUGGGAUGAACUGGCUGGAAUGAGGGCUUGGUGGAAUCUCCCUACAUGUAUUGGGGGUGAUUUCAAUGUGAUUCGAUUUCUUUCGGAGAGGUCGAGUGGUGGGAGACUAACUAGGGCAAUGGAGGAGUUCUCAGAUUUUAUUAGGGAGAAUUUGUUGGUGGAUUUACCCAUGAUUGGGGGAGAUUUUACCUGGUCAUCUAAUCGGGAUCGACCCGUUUUGUCUCGUAUUGAUAGGUUCUUGAUUUGUGGGGAGUGGGAGUCUAAAUAUUCAGAUGUCACUCAGAGAAGAUUGGGGAGGGUGUACUCGGAUCAUUUUUCUAUUAUGUUAUCGGGGAAUAGAAGGGGUGGUGGAAGAAGACCUUUCAGGUUUGAGAAGAUGUGGUUGAAAGUAGAAGGUUUUAGGGAGCGAGUACAGACGUGGUGGACUUCCUAUGAAGUCAGUGGGCCUCCCUGUUUUGUAUUGGAUCAGAAGCUAAAGGCGUUGAAAGGGGACUUAAAGAAAUGGAAUGAGGAAGUUGUGGGCAAUGUUAAUUGCAGUAAAAAUCAGUGUCUGUCAGAGAUAAAGGAGUUGGAUAGGCGGGAGGAGAGUCAAGGGUUAGCUGGGGAGGAGAAGAAGAGCCAUAGAGUAUUAAAGGAAGAGAUGGAGAGGUUGGUGGAGAUGGAGAUUAAUUGGCGACAGAAAUCUAGAGUUACUUGGUUGAAAGAGGGGGAUAAAUGCACUAAGUUUUUCCACAGGGUCGCCAAUUCUAAUAGGAAAACUCCAUCACAGUUUUGGAGGUGGACGAGGUUACUUAUGAAGAACCAUAGGAAAUUGGAAGCCAACUGGUGAAUUUUUAUCAGAACCUCUAUCGGGAGCAAUUUGAAUGGAGGUCAAAAUUGGAGGAAUUGCACUUUUCUACAAUCACUGAGGAUGAUGCCCGAUGGAUGGAGAGAUCAUUUGGGGAGGAUGAAAUUAAGGAGGUAGUAUUCAGCAUGAACGAUGAUAAGGCUCCGGGACCGGAUGGUUUCUCGUUCUCAUUCUGCAAGGCGUGCUGGGAUGUGGUUCGACUGGAUAUUGUGAAUACUUUAUCUUAUUUUUUUGAACGUGGCAGAUUUCAGAGAAGUUCUAAUGCCACAUUUAUUGUGCUCAGCCCUAACAAAUCGGGAGCGACUGAUAUUAAGGAGUUUCGCCCCAUUAGCCUUGUCAGCGGGGUGUAUAAGAUUAUUUCGAAAGUCCUGGCAAACAGAUUAAAGGAGGUGCUCGGAAAAGUAGUGUCCAAAUUUCAGAAUGCAUUUGUAAAAGGGCGUCAGAUUUUGGACUCUGUGCUUAUAGCGAAUGAAUGCAUAGAUUCAAGAAUGCGUCUAAGGGCCCCAGGGAUGCUUUGUAAGCUAGAUAUUCAGAAGGCUUACGUUCAUGUAAAUUGGGGAUUCUUGUUGUAUAUGCUCAGGCGCUGUGGUUUUGGGGAUAAAUGGUGUAAAUGGAUUCAAUUCUGUAUUUCUACUGUUUCAUUCUCAGUUUUGGUCAACGAACACCUGAGGGUUAUUUCCGGAGCAAUAGAGGCUUGAGACAAAGGGAUCCAUUGUUAUUUGUCAUUGUGAUGAAGGCUUUCAGUAGAAUGAUUGAAAGAGCCAUGAGAGCGGAUUUGAUAAGGGGUUUUAUGGUUGACCAAUUGCAGGUGUCCGAUCUGUUAUUUGCAGAUAACACGAUCUUAUGCGAUGCAGAUGUUGAACAAUUUAGGAACUUGCGCCGUUUGCUCCUAUGUUUUGAAGCGGUGUCUGGUUUGAAAAUCAAUUUGGGGAAGCUUGAGGCUAUUCCAGUUGAGGAGGUCGAUAAUAUGGAGGAACUGGCUGAUAUAUUGGGUUGUAAGAUUGCGCAGCUGCCGAUGUCAUAUCUAGGGCUCCCGUUAGGGGCACGAUUUAGAAGUACCCAUAUCUGGAAUGGUAUUGUGGAAAGGAUGAAGAGAAGGUUAGUAGGGUGGAAGUGUAUGUACCUUUCUAAAGGAGAUAGACUUACUCUCAUUAAAUCCACUCGCUCCAAUCUCCCUACUUACUUUUUGUCAUUGUUCCCCAUUCCGAUUGCAGUGGCAAAGAGAUUAGAGAGAUUUCAAAGAGAAUUUCUGUGGGCAAAGUUGGGGGAGGAGAGGAGACUCCAUUUGGUCAAUUGGGGAGUUGUUUGUUUGCCGAUGAGGAUGGGGGGUCUUGGGGUGAGGAGCCUUGUGUUGUUCAAUAAGGCCUUAUUAGGCAAGUGGUUGUGGCGAUUUGGAGUGGAGAGGGAAAGCUUCUGAAGAGAAUAAUUGGGGCGAAGUAUGGUGUGGCGGAGGGGGGAUGGUGUACAUUUGAGGAUCGUGGUUCUUAUAGGGUGAGUUUGUGGAGGUAUAUCCGACGGGGAUGGAGUGCUUUUUUUUGGACAAACUGAAGUUUGUGGUCGGAAAUGGUAAUGAGAUUAAAUUUUGGGAUGAUUGUUGGUGCGGGGAUCAACCGCUGAAGGAGAGAUUCCCUUCCUUACAUCGCAUUGCCUCAGUGUCCACUGCUAUGAUGAGUGAUCUCUUAGACAUUCAUAAUGGGAGCUAUAGCUGGAAUAUUACUUUUGGGAGGGAUCUACAAGAUUGAGAAUUGGAAGAUUAUUCGCUGUUUAUGACCUUUUUACAUGAGGCACAAAUUCGGGUUGGUGAGAGAGAUUGCAUCAAGUGGAGGACAACACAGGAUGACAUUUUUUCAGUUCGCUUGUACUUUGAUUCCCUCAUGGGAUGUGUGAAUAAUUCAUUCCCUUAGAAGUUGGUGUGGCAGUGUAAAUUGCCUUCUCGGGUGGCAUUCUUAUUGUGGACAGUUGUGAGGGGACAGGUCUCAACAGUGGAUAAUCUCCGACGUAAAGGCUUUUACGCGACCGAGUGGUAUUAUAUGUGCAAGAAGAAUGAGGAGACGAUCGAUCAUUUGUUCAUUCAUUGUGAUGGUGUACGUUGGAUUUGGAACAGUAUACUUAGUUCUCAAUCUAUGGAUUGGGUGAUGUCUCGCUGUAUAGAGGACGUGAUACGGACAUGACGGAGAAAACUUCGUGAUAAGGAUAUCAAGGCACCUUAUCCCGAGUUGCAUUGUAUGGCACGUGUGAAGAGAAAGGAACAACCGUUAUUUCGAAGACCAAACAAAGACAAGAGAGCAGAUAAGAGAAAAUUUUUACUUUACCUUGUAUUCUUGGUUUAAUGCUGUGGCUAGAAAUCCUAUAGAUGGGUUGUCUAAUUUCAUGUUGUUCCUUAAUGGCUUAAAGUGAUUGUACACCCCCCAUGUAUUCUCUUUUAAGUAAUAAAAUUAUCUGAUUACCUAUCAAAAA